Guyanagaster necrorhizus is the source of this 2076-nucleotide messenger RNA. RefSeq names its product glycoside hydrolase. Bases 137 to 1924 code for a protein of 595 amino acids. Gene Ontology annotation, biological process: carbohydrate metabolic process. The record is from RefSeq and is a predicted model, not a curated record. NCBI's taxonomy places the organism in Eukaryota, Fungi, Basidiomycota, Agaricomycetes, Agaricales, Physalacriaceae. Gene Ontology annotation, molecular function: starch binding; alpha-amylase activity; cation binding. The transcript is spliced from 20 exons.
UGCGUUUACUUGUCGUUCAUGUUCUGUAUCCUUCCAUGAGAGCAACACACAGCAGUGGGUCGAUGCAUCACUGUUUCAUGACCGUUUUGCCACGCUCAGUAAUCCAUAUGGAAGGCGCCACUCGUGUUCACGAUCAAUGCCUUCAUUCGCUAUGCUCAUUGCAUGGCUCUUUCCUAUCGUUUUACCAUGUGUCCUCGCAUUAUCGUCCCUACGUCGUGCUCCUUCCGGAAACAACACGGUCAUCAUCCAGAUGUUCGAAUGGACUUGGGACAGCGUAGCUUCCGAAUGCACUGAUUUCAUCGGACCCGCUGGCUAUGGUUUCGUUCAAGUCAGUCCACCCCAGGAACAUAUUACCGGAACCCAGUGGUGGACGGACUACCAGCCAGUGACGUACACUUUAAUAUCAAAGCGUGGUGACAGGGAAGAAUUCGCAAACAUGAUAACGACGUGUCAUGACGCCGGUGUUAGGGUAAUCGCUGACACCAUCUUCAAUCAUAUGACCGGCUUAGACUCAGGAGUAGGCGUUGCGGGAGAUACCUUCACACACUAUGUAUACCCAGGAAUUUAUGAGUACCAGGAUUUCCAUCAUUGUAAUCUCACCAGCACUGGCGAUAUUGAAGACUACUCCAGUCGGGCACAAGUACAAACUUGCCAAUUGGACGGCCUCGCGGACCUUGCGACUGAAACGGAAUAUGUCCGCGCGCGUCUCGCCGAAUAUGCGAACGAUCUCCUUUCUCUGGGAGUUGACGGACUGCGUUUAGAUGCCGCGAAACACAUUGCUGCGACCGAUAUCGCGAACAUCACAAGCCGCUUUUCGUCGGCGCCGUACAUUACUCAGGAAGUCAUCUGGGGAGCUGGUGAGGCUGUCCAGCCGUCGGAAUACGUCGGGAUUGGCGAUGUCCAAGAAUUCCGCUAUACCAGUGCUCUACAGAGUUCUUUUGGGGGUGGCAGCAUUUCCGGACUAGAGAACCUGGAUGACCAAGGAUGGAUAUCUGGGUCGCAGGCCAACGUAUUCGUAGCUGAUCACGAUACUGAAAGGAACGGUAAUUCUCUCAAUGUCAACUCUUCUAACAACGCCUACGUGAUUGCUACGAUAUUCUCGCUUGCUCACCCCUACGGAACGCCCACUAUUCUUUCCAGUUACGAAUUUUCGUCAUAUGAUGAUGGUGCCCCCAACGGUGGUGUAGGCACAUGCUCGGGUACGGGAGGAGCGAACGGAUGGUAUUGCCAGCAUCGAUGGGUCGCGUUCACCGGCAUGGUCGGUUUCCGUAACAACGUAGGCUCUGCCGCGCUGACAGACUGGGUGUCACCCCAAUCCUCGCAAAUCGCUUUUGGACGAGGUGUGACUUUCUAUAUUCUCCCCCCUCAUAUUGUGGUCGAUCCACUGAUAUCUAUCCAAGAGUCCGCUGGUUUCGUGGCUAUCAAUGACGCAUCCUCUAGUUGGACCACAAGCUUUACGAGCUCGUUAGCAGACGGCUCGUAUUGCGAUGUCAUCAGUGGAACAAGCUCCGAUGGUACCUGUACCGGCUUUGGGUUCACCGUAUCCGGCGGCUCGUUUACCGCAACAGUUCCGGCUUACGGUGCAAUAGCCAUCCAUACAGGCGCGAAAGGUACGGGUACCUCCCCCGAUCCUGUCGCAGUGACUUUUGCCGAAACUGCUACUACGACCUGGGGCGAGAAUAUCUUCCUGGUGGGUAGUAUAUCACAACUGGGAGACUGGGCGCCUGCUUCCUCUAUUGCUCUUUCGGCAAGCGAUUAUCCUGUAUGGGAGGUCACUGUUAGCAUCCCUGCGGGUACGACCUUCCAAUAUAAAUUUAUAAGGAUAGAAACGGACGGCUCUGUGGUAUGGGAAUCUGACCCGAAUCGCGAAGCUACGGUUGUGACUUCGGGUACUACUCAGACUUUGACGUCGACAUGGCGUUAAUAUGCAUUGCUUUUUCGUCUGUUACAUACGGAAAGGAGUUGCGUACUGAUGUAAUAAUAACGUUGCCUUAGCCUGACGAACUAUUUCAAACCCGGUAACGACUUUGGGCCAAGAAGAGCACAUGUAAAGAUGAUGAUUCACCUGGAAUUGGG